AUGGUACUUCACCUUCACCUACGUCCAUCUCUACGACCACUUACGCUGUCUUCAAGUACUUCGAAGUUCGCUCGCCUCUCUGCGACGUUGACCUCUACCAACGGCACUGCAACUUCGUCCACAUCCGAGCCUACAACCUCAAGUGCUGCACUGGGGCUGAGCACAGGAGGAAGCGGAAUCUUGGCUUUGGUUGCUGCUGCUCAUUUUGACUUAAUCGUCACGUUAUGUACCGGGUCCAUAGGCUUCGUCCAUGACAUCUCAUUGCGCUCUGCGCUGGCCUCAGAGUCUCGGCUUCGUUUCAAUACCAAUAUGCGCCCUCUGACUGCAGCUCGUGGAUGGUACAACCUGAACGACACCUUGCUCAACGUAUGGAUACCAGCAGAUUACGAUGGUGUUAUCAUCACAGGGUUUCCUCUCCUCAUUUUGUGCGUCGCACUCCUCCAGGUGAUGAUCGCAUUGUCAGGGAUGCGGGCUGCCAAAAUCUUGACGUGGGGCUCCUCGCCUUUAGACCUGACCACCGCACUCGUCCACCACACGCAAUCGAUCACUACUACUUUCUGGUGCAUGCGUCGUGUGUCUGACCUAGACAAGUAUGGAGGUCCAGCGACGCCACCAGAAACACAGCCCUCCGCGUGGCAUGCGGCUCGCUCACCUUAG
Messenger RNA from Suillus fuscotomentosus, 657 nucleotides. RefSeq lists its product as uncharacterized. Lineage: Eukaryota; Fungi; Basidiomycota; Agaricomycetes; Boletales; Suillaceae. Bases 1 to 657 code for a protein of 218 amino acids. The transcript is spliced from 2 exons. The record is from RefSeq and is a predicted model, not a curated record.